Colius striatus (speckled mousebird) is the source of this 3688-nucleotide messenger RNA. It is a transcript of the gene SLC16A5, whose product is annotated as solute carrier family 16 member 5. The record is from RefSeq and is a predicted model, not a curated record. Gene Ontology annotation, molecular function: monocarboxylic acid transmembrane transporter activity. NCBI's taxonomy places the organism in Eukaryota, Metazoa, Chordata, Aves, Coliiformes, Coliidae. Bases 516 to 1988 code for a protein of 490 amino acids. Gene Ontology annotation, biological process: transmembrane transport; monocarboxylic acid transport. The transcript has 5 exons.
CAGAAGCACCCAACGUGUGGGCCGUGAGCUGCGCACACAGGGGAUGAGCCACCCACGCUCGCUGCCCUUCCUGGGACCCAGCCUGCUCUCAGCCUGAGCACGAGGACCGAGUGACCUUAGCAAUUGCCAGCAAGGGGACUCCAUAUGAUGAAAGCAGGUGAAAGGGAAAAUAAGGGCGGGCCGUAGGUAAAGGCCAAUUCAUACCUUGGAGGAGGUGUGGUCCUGUGCUGUACCUGGCUGUGGCCACAGCCUUGUGAAAUAUAAAAGGGAAAGGCAGUUGUUUCUCCAGCAAUCUGUUGCCAGGAUCCUGCAGUGAGAAGGAAGGGAGGUGCUAGAAGAAAUGCAGAGUAAGAAGUCUACAGUGUCAGCUGCAAAAGGUGUGAGCAACACGGGCACCUCUGAGCCUUGGGAACACCAUCAGCUCCUCUCUGGAGGUCCCUCCGCCAGGCUGAGGGCUGCAUGGUAGCUGCACUCCCUUCCCCAGCAACCUGGCUUAGGAGGAGGAAGAAGCCAUCAUGUCCCAGGGAAGAGCAGCAGGACGCAAAGCUGCCGAGCCCCAGGACAGGGGCUGGGCGUGGAUGGUGCUGCUGGCUGCGGUGCUGCUGCAGGGGAUGACCCUGGGCUUCCCCUCCUGCAUCGGGGUCUUCUUCACCGACCUCCAGCACGAGUUCCAGGCCAGCAACAGCGAGACGUCGUGGUUCCCCUCCAUCAUGGUGGCCACGCUGCACGGAGGCGGGCCCCUCUGCAGCAUCCUGGUGAAGCGCUUUGGCUGCAGGUUUGCUGUGAUGCUGGGAGGCCUGCUCAGUGGGGUGGGCAUGGUGGCCAGCUCCUUCUGCAAGUCCAUCAGGCAGCUUUACCUAACAGCUGGCCUCAUCACUGGGCUGGGAUCCUGCUUCAGCUUCCAGGCAGGAGUGACCGCGCUGGGCUACUACUUUGUGAGGUGGCGAACGCUGGCCAACGCCAUGGCAUCCACCGGCGUCUCGCUGGGCUUCACGCUGUGGCCGCUGCUUUCCCAACACCUGCUGGAUGAAAUGGGCUGGAGAAACACUUUUCUGAUCUUUGGAGGAAUCCUUUUGAACUGUUGCGUUUGUGGAGCCAUCAUGAGACCAGUUCAGCUCGCAUCAGGGUCACUCCUGCAACCGCCCAAGCCUGGAGAGGAGCCGGGGGGAAGAGCAGAGGAGGCGCAGCUGCCCAACGGAGCGUCUCCUCCCCACGCUGAGCUCCGCGAGCACACCCAGAGGACAGCGUGCUGCCAGAUGCUGCGGGAGUACCUGGCUUUCGACAUCUUCUGUCAAAACAAACGUUACCAGAUUUACACAGUUGGGGUGGCCUGGAUGAUGAUGGGGUUUGCUUUACCCCACGUCUACCUCGUGCCUUACGCCAUCCAGAACGGGGUGGAGGAGCGGCGGGCAGCCCUCCUCAUCUCCGUCAUCGGCAUCAUCAACAUCCUCAUCCGGCCUUUCACGGGGCUGCUCUCGGGACACAGAGUCUUCACGGGGAGACGCAUCUACCUGUUCAACCUGGCCGUGCUCCUCUGCGGGCUCAGCAACUUCAUCUGUGUCGUUUCAGCCCGGUUCAGCGUGCUCAUCCUCUACUGCGUCAUCUUCAGCGUGGCCAUGAGCGGCAUCGGGGCGCUCACCUUCCAGGUGCUGAUGGAUGUGGUGGAGAUGGAGAGGUUCUCCAGUGCUCUGGGGCUCUUCACCAUCGUGGAGAGCUUCACUCUCCUCAUCGGGCCCCCUCUCACAGGUAUCCUGGUAGACAUAACUGGUGAUUUCCACUACGUGUUCUACACCUCCAGCUUCUUGCUGCUGUCAGCUGCCUUAUUCAUGGGGCUCAGCUUCUGCGCCCUGGAUAAAAAAGACAAAGUGAAAGAGGCUUCAAAAGUACCUUUGGACAAUGUCUCCAGAUGCCAAUAUAACGAAGUGACAACUGAACCACAGACUGAAAGUCAGCCUCCUCCAGCAGUUGUGUAUGUCACAAGCAUAUGAGAGAAAAGAAGAAGACAAGAGGAACACAGACAAUGUUGUGGUGUGUACAAAGCUACCCAAGGGCUGGCACUCAUGGCAGAUGAGAAAAUCCUCUGCUUCCCACAACUGUCGUCAUCCUUCUGCCCUGCACUUCCACUCCAUGGGGCUACCUCAGACCCCAUGUGAGGGAUCCAGACCAUGGGCUGAGCCCAGAACCCAGCACCAGCCAAAAAGGCUGCAGGACAGAGAGCGCUGUGCUUUCCCAAAGCAAACCGAGAGGGAACAGCCACAGUGACAGUGCUGAGAGACAAAAGCCACCUCAGCCCAACUGGGUUAAGCCAGUGCCUUGCAGAAGUCACUGGAAUCUCACAGACACAUUUCAGCUGGUAGGGCAGGACACAGCAUAUUAAAACAACCCCCAUAUUAUGAACAGUUGCAGCCCUUUCAUAAAGGAGUUUUAUUGCCUCGUCUGAAUAUGCAAUUUUGGUGCAGGCUUGUGUGAAGUUUCCAUUGCUUCCCAUGUUGGGGGUGGCAAGACACACAUUUUCCACAGGAUACCUGUUGUUAUACUUUCCCACAUCUCUAACUAUUAUAUGCAGGCUGCUGCAUGGGUUGCAGAACUCAGCCAAGUCUCUACUAAGACGAAAUACUUUCUCCUGUGAGGUGUACACACGAGUUCUUUGUGCCAAGGACACUUUCAAAGCCUCAAAGGUUCAACUCCAGAGCAUCAAAAUGACCCCCCCCCAAAAAAACCUUAGAGAACCUGCUUUGUAUAACCAGUGAUGUCUCAAGUUUGUGGCUUGUGGAAAUACACAGCCUUCACUGGGACCCAUUUUUGCAGGGGAGUGGGCAGCAAAGGUGUUACUAAACCUAAGAAUAAGUGUGUGCACCCCUAUCAAGGGCCAAAUCGAAAGCCACUCUAGUUCUCUCUUGUGUAAAUUAAUUUAGCUCUUUAGUCUUAGGCCCUCAGACUUAAUUACACCAGCAUUCUCCUACAGAGAAGUUUGCACAAGCACACAUUUCUUGUAAGCACAAGUACAACGGUCUGUGAGGAAAAGCACACUGAUAAAAGUCCAUGUUACUGGCUUAAAUCUCCACAGAGCCUUGCCUACAAGUGGCUUUUAUUGCUGCACUCUUGAGAGUCAUACUUGUAAGUAUUGCUGCAUCAGCCUCUCACCUCCCUCGGCACCAGCCCAGGGUGCAGACUGUUUCUAUUCCGUGUCCCUCCUCAUCUGACAGAUCCACUCCACUGCUGUGCUUUAUCUUGGGAACUGUUAGAUCCAAUUCCUAGCAACAACAUCAGGGUUUGCAUUGGAACUGUGGGUUCCUCAGACAAAACAAAGAAACCAAGCAAAGAACCCACUGGAAAACUGACUCCAAGGUCUUCAGAGACAACUGUGGCUUCAUGGCUGCCUUUUUAUCAGCCCUUCAGAAAGGCUCCUGCUCCCACAGCUCAGUACCUUCCUCAGCACUGCUCUAGGAUUAGUGAGCUUUGCAUUUCCUGAUCAAAUAUAUACUUAAGAUGACAUACAUACCUAAUCUCUCAUCACACGUGUUUAUUGACUUGUGUAAUGCUUACAUGGUCCAUAACUAAAAGUAAACAGGGACUGGUGCUUCUCAGCUUGCUGAAACAACUGCUGUACAUUCCUAGGGAAGAGAUGGGGCUUUCUCCCUCAAAAAGAACCCCAAUUAAAAGGGAUCAAGUCCCAGAUCUCUUCUAG